This is a messenger RNA of Branchiostoma belcheri (Belcher's lancelet), 1457 nucleotides long. RefSeq lists its product as uncharacterized. Lineage: Eukaryota; Metazoa; Chordata; Leptocardii; Amphioxiformes; Branchiostomatidae. The transcript is spliced from 5 exons. Bases 164 to 1111 code for a protein of 315 amino acids. The record is from RefSeq and is a predicted model, not a curated record.
GUCCUGUAUGUUGGGUGCGCGAAUGAAGUGCUAGCUUUCUUCAGGCAACCUGAGUCGAACGCCAUUUAGGAGUCCACGAACAACCGUCACGGAGCAAGUAUACAAUAUUUCCUCUACCAGCAAAGACAGACAGCAAACUUACUAAGGUGAAACAGCCACGACCAUGGGUGUCUGCACUCUUUACAUCGUACUGCUCCCUCUAGCGGUGACCUGGAUAUCUGCAGACCCUGAGGUCGCCUCUCACCAAAUAUCGUCCGUCGACAAACGUUGGGGGGUCAACAAUUACCCUGAGGAGCAGAACAACUAUCAGGGUUGGGCCAAUCCCUUUUACCCUAUCUGGUAUGGCGGUGCCUUCGGAAAACGCCAGGUGGCGCCAGAGAAAAGAUGGGGAAGUAGUGGUUGGGGAGGAGAUAGUUGGAUGUGGGGUGACUCUAGCUCGUACGGGUCGGACGUCGCUGCACACGGCGGGUUCUAUGGCAGGGACGCCGACAAAAAGGCUGCAGACAAGACGAUCCAGAAGAAGUGGGGUUUGCACGGGGACAGUGGCUGGGGAGAGUCGGAUGUCGCAAUGUAUGGCGGAAUUUUUGGACGGGACUUGAAGGACAAGACGAUCCAGAAGAAAUGGGGUUUGCACGACGACAGUGCUCGGGCUCGUCAGGGUACGACGACUCUGGUACCUACGCUGGUAUUUUUGGACGCGACACCGGUAAAAAAACCGUCCAGAAGAAAGUGGGGUCUGGGCGACGACAGCUCGGGCUCGUCAGGGUACGACAACUCUGGUACCUACGCUGGUAUUUUUGGACGCGACACCGGUAAAAAUACCGUCCAGAAGAAGUGGGGCCUGGGCGACGACAGCUCGGGCUCGUCAGGGUACGACAACUCUGGUACCUACGCUGGUAUUUUUGGACGCGACACCGGUAAAAAUACCGUCCAGAAGAAGUGGGGCCUGGGCGACGACAGCAUGGACUCAUCUGGGUACGACAACUCUGGUGCCUACGGCGCGAUCUUCGGACGGGCGCUGAAGAAUAGACUGAAUGCAGGAUACGGCAGACACUUCGGCAAGCGGAUAAGCAUUGGUUACAGCAUGUCGGGUAAAAGAUCGGAAAACUAACGAUCUGUGUCCCGGAUGACUUAAAAGCACGGAAACCCAGCUACCUCUGAGUAUUGAAAGGCGUAAAGCGAGACCGGUAGACUUAGUCUUUGUAGCGGAUUGCUAACACUAUAGGUAGUAAUGAAGCAGUGUAGGUUUAUUAUAGGUAGUUUAAACUCUUUAGGCAUCUUUAAAAAAGAAACAAAAACUAUGAAUUGUUAAAAAAGUAUCAAACACGACUUAAGAAUAAAGCGCUGAAGCGUCCAAAUGACAUCCGCCAUCUUUCUUCAUCAGCUAAGGAUAGUCACGUGACCAGGAGGUUAAAAGGUCAACACGGGUCACGUGACUGGACGAGGGUGUUGUGAGC